Molecule: messenger RNA, 873 nt
Organism: Echinococcus granulosus
Lineage: Eukaryota; Metazoa; Platyhelminthes; Cestoda; Cyclophyllidea; Taeniidae
Exons: 3
Coding region: 1-873 (290 amino acids)
Source: RefSeq, a predicted model, not a curated record
AUGGCAACUACCUCAAAAGCGUCAUCACCGACGCCAGCUCGCCAAGAUGCGGAGCUCUUCGACCUCACCGCUGUGGUGCGCGCGUGGGCGGUGAACGCUUUCAUGGCGGCCGCCGACGGUCAGACCAGAAAGAGUGUUUGUGGGGGAAGCGGAGGAGCCACGGGAUGUCUCGAGGUUCAGAUGGUGUGGGAGGAUGUGGCUUGUUGGAGCGAUGUCCCCAUCUUCGCCGACAACCACUCUGUACGCCUGCCCAAGUCCCAUGUGCUCUUUAGCACGGCGUAUCGUAACAACACCGACGGAGUGCAGGAGUAUAACUUUCGCACCGAUCGCUCGACCCGCUCCACUGCGGAGAUUGAGAUCUCCAAAGGUUUCAGUGCCCAUCGAGAACUAGGCGUUAAGUUGCAACUACCAAAUCAAAUUUUGGAAGCAAAUGCUGGAUUUUCACAGGAGAUAUCCCUCACCAAAGCCACUCGACAAUAUUUAGAUGAGGAGAUGUCAUGGGGUAUCGAUACACGUGUGGAAGUCCAGCCAAAAUCGGCUGCCAACGUUGAGGUCAACAUCGUAGAACACCAAAUGACUUGCCGUUUUGCCGUGGACACCCGACUUCGGGGACGCAUCCGAGCGGUGUGCAUGGACAGCCGCAAGAAUAACGCCUUCCUUAUGAGCAUUGAGGCCGAUCUGGGUGAUGUUGUGAAGACUUACCUAGAAAAACCUCGACCUCCCUCAGCACCAAGGUUGACGCAUGUCAGAGUCGAGGGCAGUAGCACGCCUAAGACAGUUGUUAUAACAACCGAGGGACGCUGUGCCUUUCGAUUCGGUGUGAAACAGGAGGUUGAGGUGACUCAAGUUGUACCGCCCUAUCCUCUAGGUUAA